Urocitellus parryii (Arctic ground squirrel) is the source of this 5018-nucleotide messenger RNA. It is a transcript of the gene Zbtb7a, whose product is annotated as zinc finger and BTB domain containing 7A. The record is from RefSeq and is a predicted model, not a curated record. Gene Ontology annotation, molecular function: DNA-binding transcription factor activity, RNA polymerase II-specific; protein binding; RNA polymerase II cis-regulatory region sequence-specific DNA binding. NCBI's taxonomy places the organism in Eukaryota, Metazoa, Chordata, Mammalia, Rodentia, Sciuridae. Gene Ontology annotation, biological process: regulation of transcription by RNA polymerase II.
GGGCUCGGGCCGGGCCCUCAGUUUCCUCCCGCUUCAAAGCAGGGUCUUGGGCCUUGUUCUCAGGGGGAGGCCCCCAGAGGCCCAGGUGGCAGCCGGGGUGUGGCGGCAGGUGGCUGGUGUUCCUGGAGUGGGCGUGGGUCGGGUGUCUGCUCAGCCGGUGUGGACUCCAGGCCGGGCGCCUGGGGCUCUGGGCUGGGGCCAGCCUUGCCGGGUGCCCUUGGCUAGGACUCUGGUCUUCUCUGGGUCUGGGUUUCCUCCUCUGUCAAGUGAGGGCCCGGGCACCCGGGGUGCUUUCCUGUGUGGUGUCUGCCCAGGCCUGGCCUGGGGUGAGAUGGUCUCUGGUGACAUCUGGGAGGGAGAGGGCAGAGGCACGGACCCUCUGGCCCAGCUAGGCCCCGUGGUGGCCUGGAGUCCGGGCAUCUUAGCACUUAAAAUAGGGCUGUGGCAGCCCCUGGCCCUCAGAGCCYGGCGCCUGGUGGGACGCCAAGGUGGUUUUGCCGGAGGGGGUGGGGCAGCCACCGYGAGGGCUGAGUCACUUGGACCAUUUCAGGUCCCAGCCUCGAGGCCCCUGGAGACACCUCUAAGCCAUUCCCGAGGGGACCCCAGGUCACCUGAGGGGACAGCGGACCAGGGUGGCCAUCUUGGGGCGUUGGUAGCCUGGGUCAGAGGUCCCGUCCCUCCCGUGUCGGGCGGGGAGGGCUCGGACUGUCUGAUCCAGAGCCCCAUCUGCCCACACGCUGCCCGAGGCCCGGGCCAGACGGCAGAUGGUGGCAGGGGGUGGAAGCCACCGGAGGGGGCUCCUGGGAGGCUUCCCGCCACGCCGCGGGUCUCACGCGGAAGAUGGCCGGCGGCGUGGACGGCCCCAUCGGGAUCCCGUUCCCCGACCAUAGCAGUGACAUCCUGAGCGGGCUGAAUGAGCAGCGCACGCAGGGCCUGCUGUGCGACGUGGUCAUCCUGGUGGAGGGCCGCGAGUUCCCCACGCACCGCUCCGUGCUGGCCGCCUGCAGCCAGUACUUCAAGAAGCUGUUCACGUCKGGCGCCGUGGUGGACCAGCAGAACGUGUACGAGAUCGACUUCGUCAGCGCCGAGGCGCUCACGGCGCUCAUGGACUUCGCCUACACGGCCACGCUCACGGUCAGCACGGCCAACGUGGGCGACAUCCUCAGCGCCGCCCGCCUGCUGGAGAUUCCGGCCGUGAGCCACGUGUGCGCCGACCUCCUGGACCGGCAGAUCCUGGCGGCCGAUGCGGGCGCCGACGCGGGGCAGCUGGAGCUGGUGGACCAGGUGGGCCAGCGCAACCUGCUGCGGGCCAAGGAGUACCUCGAGUUCUUCCAGAGCAACCCCAUGAACAGCCUGCCCCCCGCCGCCGCCGCCGCCUUCCCCUGGCCGGCCUUCGGGGCCUCCGAGGAUGACCUGGAUGCCACCAAGGAGGCCGUGGCCGCCGCCGUGGCCGCCGUGGCCGCCGGCGACUGCAACGGCCUGGACUUCUACGGACCAGGUCCCCCGGCCGAGCGACCCCCRGCAGGAGACGGGGACGAGGGCGACAGCAACCCGGGCCUGUGGCCAGAGCGGGAUGAGGACGCCCCCACCGGGGGUCUCUUUCCUCCACCAGCGGCGCCCCCGGCCACCACGCAGAACGGCCACUACAGCCGGGGUGGGGACGAGGAGGCGGCCUCGCUGUCGGAGGCCGCCCCUGAGCCGGGCGACUCUCCCGGCUUCCUGUCGGGCGCAGCCGAGGGCGAGGACGGGGACGCGCCUGACGUGGACGGGCUGGCGGCCAGCACUCUGCUGCAGCAGAUGAUGUCCUCGGUGGGCCGGACCGGGGACAGCGACGAGGAGUCGCGGGCGGACGACAAGGGCGUCAUGGACUACUACCUGAAGUACUUCAGCAGCGCCCACGAGGGGGACGUCUACCCCGCCUGGUCACAGAAGGGGGAGAAGAAGAUCCGUGCCAAGGCCUUCCAGAAGUGCCCCAUCUGCGAGAAGGUCAUCCAGGGCGCCGGCAAGCUGCCGCGGCACAUCCGCACCCACACGGGCGAGAAGCCCUACGAGUGCAGCAUCUGCAAGGUCCGCUUCACCAGGCAGGACAAGCUCAAGGUGCACAUGCGGAAGCACACGGGGGAGAAGCCGUACCUGUGCCAGCAGUGCGGCGCCGCCUUCGCGCACAACUACGACCUCAAGAACCACAUGCGCGUGCACACGGGGCUGCGGCCCUACCAGUGCGACAGCUGCUGCAAGACCUUCGUGCGCUCCGACCACCUGCACAGGCACCUCAAGAAGGACGGCUGCAACGGCGUCCCCUCGCGCCGAGGCCGCAAGCCCCGCGUGCGGGGCGGCCCCGAGCCCCCGGCCCCCGGGCCUGCCGCGCCCCCCGGCGCCCCCGCUGCGCCCGGCUCCCCCGACGCCCGGCGCAACGGCCAGGAGAAGCACUUUAAGGACCAGGACGAGGACGAGGACGAGGCCAGCCCCGACAGCUCGGGCCGGUUGAAUGUAGCGGGCGCUGGCGGUGGAGACGACAGCGGAGGCGGCCCCGGGGCCACCGCCGACGGUAACUUCACAGCUGGACUCGCCUAAAACCAAAAAAGAGAACCAACCGCCGACCCCCACGCAGACCCCUCCCGACACGUGGGCCGCCCGCCGCCAGCUUCGCCUCCCUCCGCCCCCACCCGCGGCCGCGGGUCGCCCACCUGGCCCACGGCGGGGGCGGCCGGCUCUGGCCAGGCGGGCGGCGAGCGGGGCCGGGCCAGCUGUCCUCUGCCCCUGGGGUUCUAGCGUCUUUCAGACGAGACCUUAAAUGAUUUCUGUCUGCUCUGAGCGGACGUUAAAUGGCCCGUCCCCUCCCCACCCUCCUUCCUCAGGGCACUUACCAAGGGGGGGUCUCCCCCUCGCUGUCCCCAGCGCCCCCGCCUCCCACCCGCCUGUGGCCUCGCAGCUGCGCACGUCCUGGCCUCGAGACUCGCAUCUAUUUAUUUCCAGGCCUGGGGCGGGGGGCCUGGGGCUCCCGGCCUCUGCCACCUUCCUUUAGGCUCAGAGCCGGUGGCCCUGGGACCGCCCCUCGGACGCCCCAGGCCCCCAGAACCCCAUGUUUGGAGAUUCAAAACUUGUCUCGACCCUGCCCCCCCUCCCAAGUUUUUAAAGCACUUUUUAGAUUUUUCUUUUCCUCCUUAAAAAACAAAAUUUAUAUAUAGAUAUAUAUAGACAUAUAUAUAUAUAUAAUAGACUUUCCACAGAGGAGCGGGCAGCGGCGGCGCUGAGAGCCGGCAGCCAGGGCCUCCUGAGGCGGGCACCGGGAGCAAGGGCAGGGCAGGGUUCCAGUGUCACAAAAGCAAUAAAAACCCAAGAUUUUACAAAAUGGAGAGGAAGAAAGAAAGGAAAAGGCCACCAACCACAUUUAGAAGUCUUGGCACUUUGUAACGGAACGGGUACUUUAUCUUAACUCUUAAUUUAAAAACAUGUUUACAAGUUGCAACCAACUUCUAUGAAAAGUUGAAAAGAAAAAAAGAGAGAGAGAGAGAGAGAGAGAGAGAGAUUCCUAAAACUCAAUUUAUUUUUGUACAAAAUAAUAAAAUAAAAAACCCACCGAAAACGUAGAAUCCACGUCUGUUCCCCAAGGCUGAGGGGGUGGUCAGGAAGCCAUCGGAAGGGACCAGAGACCCCCAGGUGUCUGCCCGCUACGGGGGUCCACGCUGAGGGCAGACCGAGGGCCUGGGUCCUGCGGCUCUGCCUGCCUMCUGCUCUGCCCACUUCCGGUCUUGGUUGGGAGAUGUCUCUGCAGCCAUAUGGUGGCCAUCUCUGUCCUGGGCACCCACCUCCCUUACUCCCUAGCUCAGGGACGGCCCGAGAGAGGGCUGGCCUUCCAACCAGCCAGACUAACCAUCCCCCAGCCCCAUGUCCCUCCCGCCCCCCAGGACCUGCCCUCCAACAGGGCUGCCCUGCUGUGGGGGUCCCUGCUCCGGGGCUUUAGCCUCCCCCCACACCCCCUUUUUACUCAAAGGCACUGACUGUAACGAGGGAUAGCACUUGCCUCUCCCCAACCUUGGGCUCCCAAAGGCCCGGUGCAGACCGAGCCGCAGGCCACGGACAGGGCCGGGGCUGGGGAGGGGACGAUGCCAGGUGCCCUCCGACUCCCUCCGGCCCACGCAGUCUAGCGGGGCCUGUACAUAGACGCUCCGCAGACCCGAGGCUCCUCCUGUCGAUGCCUGGUUGGGGCGGAGGGGCGUCCCUGCAUCCCCACCCCUCUUGGUGGCCUGGCACCCURUCUGUGACAACUGUCUCAUCCUUUUGUCUUUAAAGGGAAGCUUGUAAGAAGGCGGAAUGUUUCAUAUUGUCUCCACCAGAUACUUUUUGUUCCCCCCCCACCCUCCAGCCCAUCAGCCCCCCAAAUGUCUCAGGAUCCCCCCUCUGGGCCAGCAGAAGGGGCAGGCCCGGGGUGGGUGGUGCUGGCCUGUUUGCACCCUGAUGUCACAGGGCGAGCUGCUCCAGAGAGGACUGUCAGGUCAGGCAGGGCACUCGCACCGGCCGUCGUCCCCAGAGAGGCCCCGGGGCGAGUGCCCUCCCACCCCCAGGCCCCUCGCAAUAAGACCCACUCAAAUCACUGAUGUCAUCCUGGCCAACAGAGGCCACCAGAUUUGGGGGACAGAGCCCUCGGGACUCUGGCAGGACCAGGCUGCCCGCCAGCCACUCACCCGGAGCCCCUCGGGCAUUGCACUGAGCCCCGCCCAGCUCCCCCGCUUCGCUGCCCCGCGCCCUCUGCCUUAACGCCACCCGGCCCGGCCGCGGCGUCUGCAUGGGCCCAGAGCCGGACCCCCGCCCCCGACUGCGCAAUCACAUACUGUAUAUAGACGUGGAUCGAUUUUAUUUUUAUUCUUUAAAUUAAGGUUGUGAUAAAGUGUUGCCAAAGAUACUGCUGAGUUUUCGAGUUUCAGGAAGCGGCGMGGCUGAGGAGGGCGCUGUCUGGGACUCCAGAGGCUCACCUUCGGUGGUUGGGGUUUGCUUUUUGUUUUCUUUUUUCUUUUUUU